AUUUAUUGUACCUACGUUGCGCAAUAUGAAGCGUUUAGAAACUUGGUGGGUUAUAUCUCUAAUCCUGUCGGUUUUCGGUUUCUUGAAAGAACUCAGACCGUCCGAGCCGUACAUUUUUGAAUUUUUGACCGGGGAAUGGCGCAACAUAACAGCAGACGUGGUGACCCAACAAGUAUACCCGGUGGGCACCUACAGCUACUUAGCUCAGCUUAUAGUAGUAUUUUUAAUAACUGAUCUAUGUCGAUAUAAACCUCUAAUAAUCGUCCUGGCUCUGUCUGGAAUUGUAAUAUGGAGCAUGUUGUUGUGGACUUCCGGUUUAGUAGAGUUGAAAAUACUAGAAGUAUUUUAUGGUACUUUUAUGGCAACGGAAGUCGUUUAUUAUAGUUAUAUUUAUGCAAAAGUUAAAAAUGAAUAUUACGAAAAAGUUACGUCUUAUGCCAGGGCUGCUGUUCUUGCAGGACGAUUCGUUUCUUCGGUCCUGGCUCAACUUUUGAUCUCCUUCAAAAUUAUGGACUACAGGCAGUUAAACUAUAUAACAUUUGCAGCAAUGCUAGGGGCAUUCCUCUGGUCAUUAUUAAUACCAUCCGUGGAAACCAGUAUCUAUUUCCACACAGGUGCGAAAGCAAAACUAAGUUUCCGCAAAAAAGCGGAAGCCGCUUGCGAGCUCUUGAAAACACAUUUUACCGAAUCGUUUUCUCAAACAUACGUGGUAAAAUGGUCCCUGUGGUGGUCUUUAGCAACGAGUGCCUUUAUUCAGGUUCAAAACUACAUGCAACCCUUAUGGAAGGAGAUAGGGGAUAAUGGAGACACUUAUAACGGGGUUGUAGAAGCCCUACUGACUAUAAUGGGUUGUGUGGGAGCCCUGUUGGUGGGAUACCUAAAAGUUGAUUGGACUAACAAAGGAGAACUGUUACUCUCAAUUUGUUCAAUGGUUUCAGCGACUUUUAUCAUCAUCAGUUCACAAGCGACUUCAGUAAUUUUGAGUUACGUUUGUUACGUACUCUACGGCGGUUUUUAUCAUUGCAUGAUAACAAUCGCAAGCAUGGAAAUUGCUAAAAAGAUCCCUACGGACAGUUAUGGACUAGUAUUUGGUAUAAACACAUUCCUAGCCCUGUUAGUGAGUACCCUUUUGACCAUGGUCUUUGUCACUGGUACGAUGGGCUGGUCACUGGCCAUACGAGAUCAACAUCUAGUUUACGGUUUUUAUAAUAUCGUGAUUACAGUAAUUUUUAUAAUUAUUGGAACGAUUAGCUGGUAUAGGAGCCGAAGGGACAUUACAAGGAGGUAUUGAAAAGUAUUCCUGUAAAAUACGUUUGAAUGGGUAGUAGCUACUCAAAAAUUGGGUGAUAAAAUUUGCUAUGUCGCUCUUAGAGUAAAUCAUGUAAUUGGCCCAAUUUUUCUUUUUUUAUUCUGUUCAUGUACAAUUCCCAAUCCUUAUUUUUCUGGCAUAUACUCAAAUCUUAUUACAUGAUUUAUUGGUUUUGAGAUACGUAGAGUACACUUUAGGAAAUUAAAGACAAAUUUCACUAUACUGAUGCCAUAUUUUAAAUUACAACAUUUAAAACAAU
Molecule: messenger RNA, 1568 nt
Organism: Agrilus planipennis (emerald ash borer)
Lineage: Eukaryota; Metazoa; Arthropoda; Insecta; Coleoptera; Buprestidae
Product: thiamine transporter 2
Exons: 3
Coding region: 26-1291 (421 amino acids)
Biological process (GO): vitamin transport; transmembrane transport
Cellular component (GO): plasma membrane
Molecular function (GO): vitamin transmembrane transporter activity
Source: RefSeq, a predicted model, not a curated record